AUGGCCUCCAGUGCUAGGAAGGCUGUGACGCCAUCAGCAGAUAUCCAGAGCUUCUCUGAAUAUCUGAAAGGCUGCCGGCGGAUUCUCGCUCUUCUUGGGGCAGGCACCUCUGCGGCUUCCGGCCUUCCAACAUUUCGCGGGACAGGAGGUCUGUGGCGUCAAUACGAUGCAACUGCUCUGGCAACGCCAGAGGCCUUUGAAAAUGACCCUGGACUGGUCUGGCAAUUUUACAGUCAUCGCAGGCACAUGGCUCUUCGAGCGCAGCCUAACAGAGCACACCAUGCCUUAGCGGAGCUGGCACGGAGGAACAAGGAUUUUGUUACCCUUUCGCAAAAUGCUGAUGGGCUCUCGCAGCGAGCGCAACAUCCCUCCGAGCAGCUGAACUUGCUUCACGGCUCUCUGUUCGACAUCAAAUGUACAUCAUUCUAUUGCCACUACGUACGAAAAAAUGACUUUUCCGAUCCAAUCGUGCCUGCAUUGGAGCUUCCAAGGCACCCUUCAUUUCCAGCCACCUCUGCUGUUGAUGAGGACAAUGAUCGAAGUGAACCAUUACUCGGCAAGUCUGGAGGAAAGACGCCGCCCUACAAGAGCAUGGACAUCUCCGAUGAGAGCGUUCCAAUUCCCAAGCUAGCUCCAGAUGAUCUGCCACGGUGCCCAGAAUGCAAGGGCUUACUACGGCCUGGUGUCGUCUGGUUUGGGGAGCCCCUGCCAACUGAUACCCUGACAAGGAUUGAUGAUUGGAUUGCGAGUGCCUCAGUCGAUCUGAUUUUGGUCAUUGGUACAAGUGCACGCGUGUAUCCGGCUGCAGAAUAUGUUGAUAUUGCACGCGAUCGUGGAGCAAAGGUCGCCUUGGUAAACAUGGAAAAAGACAUGCCCCGCCAUGGGAAAGGUGAUUGCGACUGGUUUUUCCAGGGGGACGCGAGCGUCGUAGUACCAGAAAUACUGAAGGGGGUCAUCGGGGACAUCUGA
Penicillium oxalicum is the source of this 969-nucleotide messenger RNA. RefSeq names its product SIR2 family NAD-dependent protein deacylase. Bases 1 to 969 code for a protein of 322 amino acids. Gene Ontology annotation, molecular function: protein-malonyllysine demalonylase activity; NAD+ binding; protein-succinyllysine desuccinylase activity. The transcript has 2 exons. The record is from RefSeq and is a predicted model, not a curated record. Lineage: Eukaryota; Fungi; Ascomycota; Eurotiomycetes; Eurotiales; Aspergillaceae.